CGGUACGGGGUUGCCCCCCCAGAUCGGGGAGUCCUCUGUGCUGCUGCAGCCCUGCACGGUCCAGUGCCAGCGCCUGUCACCUCGGUUGCCUCACUGGGUGGUUAAUAGCCCGCUUGCCCCUUCCUCACACUUGCUGCCUUCAGUGAUCUCAGAGACUGUGACUGGAAAUGUAACCUCUCAGAAAGAAAUAGCAGAACCGCCCGUACCGAGAGCUUUCUGAGGGACCACUCGGAGGUGAAGGGAUCGAGAUGAUCGUGACCUGAGCUGCGUGGUUCAGUUGCUUGGUGGUCUGUCAGCAUAAAAUCCGAAGGAUGGAGAAGCAGAGUAGUGGGCUUGACCUGGCAUUUGCUGCUAUUAAUGAUCUGGUGGAGUUCAGCAGACAGUGAUGUGGUUUUAUGUAUUUUCUUCCUUUUGUAUGUGAUGGCUGUUCAGGCAUCUUUUGCCUUCAGCACAGGAGCCGGGAUGCUCAUGGGUGUUCUGAGGUGAAUAUAAGAAACAAUUCUGUGAAACCUGAUCAGCACAGAUCUUACCCUUGCUCAUACAAAGACUGCAAUGCAAAGGAGCUUUUGCCAGUGUUAUGUCCUUAUUGUGAAAAACAUUUUUGUCUCAGACAUCGUCAUCAAUCAGACCAUGAAUGUGAGAAGCUGGACACACCAAAACCUCGAAUGGCUGCCACCCAGCAGCUUGUUCAACAGAUUAUAGAUUCUAAAAAGAGUGACGAAGUGAAAAGCAAAAAACGUAAAGGAGCAAAAAACAGUGAGACAGCAGCAAAAGUGGCAUUAAUGAAACUGAAAAUGCACGCAUGUGGGGACAAGUCCUUGCCUCAGACAGAAAGAAUUUACUUUCAAGUAUUUUUACCAAAAGGGAACAAAGAGAAAAGCAAACCCAUGUUCUUUUGCAGUAAGUGGAGUAUUGGCAAAGUAGUAGAUUUUGCAGCUUCCUUAGCAAGCCUUAAAAAUGACAACAACAAAUCAACAUCCCAGAAACUGAGAUUAUGCCAUACUGCCUCUGGAGAAGCCUUGCCAUUUGAGCACACAUUGGAAACAUGGCUAUCUGAUAAAGAGUAUCCACUGUACAAUGGAGGGAAUAUAAUUCUGGAGUAUCUUGAUAAUGAUGUUCUAUUUAUAGAAGAUACAGAAUCCUACUUUAGUUAGUCAAUAAAUUUUCACAAACAAAAAAAUCCAGUAUUUUUUAGAAGCAUUAAAGCAAGUCCAGUUUUCUUUUUAAAUCACUGGUAUGCCAGAAUGUCUUCCAUUGUAAAGACACAACUCCCAUCAAUUUCUCAGCAGCUUGACUCACAGAAGAACUAUGUCCUGAAAGGAAAAUUAUAAUAAGGAGUAUUACAGAUAUUCACAUUCUAGAAUAAAUUCUUGCUCUAUUGAGCUGUAUAAUAUCAAUAAUUUUUUCUUAAAUUUGGUAUUUAUUUUUGUGUAAGUGGUGGGGACAGUAUGUCUUAAUAAAUAAUGAAAAUGUAAACUUGCAGUUUUCUGAAGGAAAGAAACAUACUAUGCUAACACAGCAUCUUUUCUACAUCUUCACAAACAGAUUUGAUUGCAUUUGGAAACUGGCACUGUCUGUACAUUAGGUUCACAUUUUCUUCUUGUAAUAGUUUAAUGAUAUUUAGGAGGAAAGGUGUCUUCCCGAUUUUAAAUCUUGUAUGAUUAGGUGGGGGAUAAAAGAUCUCAGUAAGCUUGUCACUUAUUUUGCUUUAAGAUUCUUUACUGUAGUUUUGACAUGACUUAGGUAUGAAUAAAUUGCUUUACUGGAUGGGUGGGGAUGUCGUGCAAAGGAAGAUGUUUUUGAUUUUCAUAAAGGAAAGGGCUGAAUAUUUUGGAAAUCUUUGUCUCCUGUCAGUGGAAAGUACAGGAGCAUUUUUCUGCUUUCCCCUGCCUGUCUCUCCAGCUGUUAUUUUGCUUUCCAGUACAAGAGGGACAGUUCCCUUUUUCCUUGUUACUUAUUUUCCUCCCUUUCAUCUGCAAUUGCCUAUUCAUCUUUCUUUUUAUCUUAGGCUGCUGUGGUACAGAAUAUGCAGUAGGAGCCCAACCAGCAUUGUGGAACCAGUAUGCUGGGAAGAGCCCUAAGCAGAACUUUUUUCCCACCCUGUUGCUACAAAAGCAAGUGGAAAAUACUCUUGUGCAACAGGAUCAUUUCCCCAUUUUUUUUAGCAGAAAAUCUUCUGCUAAAUCUUCAAGAGUUUUCUACUUAGACCCUUUCUCCUGCCCCUGAUUUUUCUGUCUUAGCAUUUGCAGGCAAAAUAAUUGAAAUAACACUUUUUUGUGGAUAAAGAUAAGAUAGACUUGGGAUGCAGGAAGUAAAUCUUUGGGGAGGCCUCAAAGGUUUUACCAGCAUGGUUGCUUUCAUCAAUUGCCAGUAAUUGCUAAGAUCUAUCAGCCUGUAAAUGACAGUACAAACAUGGCAAGUUGAUAAGACUCCAAAAAGUUUUCACUAUCAUCUUAUUCCAGGAAUGUGUCUAGGAUUGUACACAGAAGCUCAUUCCAGGUAGUUUUCAGAAAUUGAGAAGCAAAACCAAAUUAGUCUGACAGAUAAAUAAUUGAGAAGAGAUAAAAACUUGAAAACUCCACCCUAGUCAAUGGUACUAGGAACAAAAGCAGAAACUUUUCCAGACCUCCAAGAUCUUGCAUAGGUUAGAACUGCUCUCAUUUUACCUUUAGAUUCCAACGUAUCUUUACUCAGCAUUUUGUUCUGGUUUUUUUUUUUUUUAACUCAUUAUCUUAGCACAUUUUCAUACAGAAAGUUCAACAACUACAUUUGAAAAACCCAAAAUAAUUCGGAGGAGUCAGUUCUCAUUUGAAACCACUGUGUUAAUUUUACAGGCCUGUGCUUAGAAGGUCCUGAAUUGUUUCACUUCUAAGUUAAAAAACAAAACUUUAACUUCUAGUAGAUGCAAAAAAAAUGUAUGUAAAGUUAUGCAAGCAAGAAAAGGAAUUUAUCAAAAUAAAUACUUUCUGAUUUUACAACAAA
Messenger RNA from Haemorhous mexicanus (house finch), 2982 nucleotides. RefSeq names its product zinc finger AN1-type containing 1 (gene ZFAND1). Gene Ontology annotation, cellular component: cytoplasm; cytoplasmic stress granule. NCBI's taxonomy places the organism in Eukaryota, Metazoa, Chordata, Aves, Passeriformes, Fringillidae. The record is from RefSeq and is a predicted model, not a curated record. Gene Ontology annotation, molecular function: zinc ion binding. Gene Ontology annotation, biological process: cytoplasmic stress granule disassembly. The coding region runs from base 396 to 1154 and encodes 252 amino acids. The transcript has 8 exons.